AUGCCUUCACAAACCCAACUUAUAACUGCGAAGAGCAAGCCAGGGAAGCAGAAACUCGCUCCAGAGAAGGAGAGAUUCUUGCUGUGCUGCGGAGACAUUUCCUUGGAGCUUGUGGCAUCGCUAAAAAAUUCCAAAGAUAUCAAUUUGAAUGGUUUAAUCAUCAGAUAUGCAAAAAAAUACAAGUUAAAGCAACAACCACGGUUGACCGAUAUCAUUUCAUCCAUCCCAGAUCAAUAUAAAAAGUACUUGAUACCAAAACUCAAGGCAAAACCUGUCAGAACAGCAUCAGGAAUCGCCGUUGUGGCAGUGAUGUGCAAACCUCAUCGAUGCCCCCAUAUAGCAUAUACUGGUAAUAUUUGUGUUUAUUGCCCAGGUGGUCCUGAUUCGGACUUUGAAUAUUCUACUCAAUCGUAUACUGGAUACGAACCUACAUCGAUGCGUGCUAUUCGUGCAAGAUAUGAUCCAUAUGAACAAGCGCGAGGAAGAGUGGAACAGUUGAGACAAUUAGGACAUUCUAUUGAUAAAGUCGAGUACAUUAUCAUGGGAGGAACGUUCAUGUCUCUUCCCGUGGAUUACAGAGAAGGGUUCAUCACCCAAUUGCAUAAUGCUUUGACCGGCUAUAAUGGUCGCGAUAUCGAUGAGGCCAUCAAGUUUUCUCAACAAUCUCAAACAAAAUGUGUUGGUAUCACUAUAGAAACAAGACCCGAUUACUGUACAGAGACUCAUUUGAGUGAUAUGCUCAAGUAUGGAUGCACAAGACUUGAAAUCGGUGUACAAUCAGUAUACGAAGAUGUGGCUCGUGAUACCAAUCGAGGCCACACCGUGAAAGCCGUAUGCGAAACUUUUGCAGUUGCAAAGGAUGCUGGCUACAAGGUGGUUAGUCAUAUGAUGCCUGACUUGCCCAAUGUUGGUAUGGAGAGAGAUUUGGAACAAUUUAAAGAAUACUUUGAAAACCCAGAUUUCCGAACUGAUGGUUUGAAACUUUACCCAACCUUGGUGAUAAGAGGAACCGGAUUAUACGAACUUUGGAAGAAAGGUUUAUACAAAUCAUACAAUGCAAAUGCGUUGAUUGACUUGGUUGCAAGAAUCUUAGCGUUGGUUCCACCAUGGACAAGAAUCUAUCGAGUUCAGCGUGAUAUUCCUAUGCCGAUUGGUGACAUCUGGAGUUGA
Messenger RNA from Meyerozyma guilliermondii ATCC 6260, 1170 nucleotides. RefSeq names its product Elongator subunit (gene ELP3). NCBI's taxonomy places the organism in Eukaryota, Fungi, Ascomycota, Pichiomycetes, Serinales, Debaryomycetaceae. Gene Ontology annotation, biological process: tRNA wobble base 5-methoxycarbonylmethyl-2-thiouridinylation. Gene Ontology annotation, cellular component: elongator holoenzyme complex; cytoplasm; nucleus. The transcript has a single exon. Bases 1 to 1170 code for a protein of 389 amino acids. The record is from RefSeq and is a predicted model, not a curated record. Gene Ontology annotation, molecular function: iron-sulfur cluster binding; catalytic activity.